This is a messenger RNA of Podarcis raffonei (Aeolian wall lizard), 4904 nucleotides long. RefSeq names its product ubiquitin specific peptidase 15 (gene USP15). The record is from RefSeq and is a predicted model, not a curated record. Gene Ontology annotation, molecular function: cysteine-type deubiquitinase activity. Gene Ontology annotation, biological process: protein deubiquitination. Lineage: Eukaryota; Metazoa; Chordata; Lepidosauria; Squamata; Lacertidae. The transcript is spliced from 22 exons. Bases 26 to 3205 code for a protein of 1059 amino acids.
CUCUCCCCCCGCGCUGCUUCUGCCGAUGGGGUUGCCGAAGUGGGAGGGGGUCGUGGAGGGCGUUUCCCCGGUCGCCGCGCGGCGUCACUCCCAGCAUGCAGCGCGGCCCGCUCCUGCCGCCGCCGCCGCUGCCUCCGCCGCCGCCGCUCCUGUCACCGCCGCCGCCGCCGCCUCUCCCGCCGCCGUCACUUUCGCAGCUGCUGCCGCCGCCGGCGCCGCGGGGCUGGGAGACAUGGCGGAGGGAGGCGCGGCGGACCUGGAGACCCAGCGCUCGGACAUCGCGGCGCUGCUCAAGACGGCGCUCCGCAAGGGCGACACCUGGUAUUUAGUGGAUAGCCGCUGGUUCAAACAGUGGAAAAAGUAUGUUGGAUUUGACAGCUGGGACAAAUAUCAGAUGGGAGAUCAGAAUGUUUAUCCUGGUCCUAUUGACAAUUCUGGACUUCUCAAAGAUGGGGACUGUCAGUCUCUCAAGGAACAUCUCAUUGAUGAGCUGGACUACAUUCUUUUACCAACUGAAGGCUGGAACAAGCUGGUUAGCUGGUAUACUCUUAUGGACGGCCAGGAACCAAUUGCACGCAAGGUAGUUGAACAGGGUAUGUUUGUCAAGCACUGCAAAGUAGAAGUAUAUUUGACCGAAUUAAAAUUGUGUGAAAACGGAAAUAUGAACAAUGUAGUAACAAGAAGAUUUAGUAAAGCUGACACAAUCGACACAAUUGAAAAGGAGAUAAGGAAAAUCUUCAAUAUUCCAGAUGAAAAAGAGACCAGGUUGUGGAACAAAUACAUGAGUAACACAUUUGAACCUUUGAAUAAACCAGACAGUACCAUACAGGAUGCUGGCUUGUACCAGGGGCAGGUAUUAGUGAUAGAACAAAAAAAUGAAGAUGGAACAUGGCCAAGGGGUCCUUCAGCUCCAAAGUCCCCAGGUGCAUCCAAUUUUUCAACUUUACCAAAGAUCUCUCCAUCUCUAUCAAAUAAUUAUAACAACAUCAACAACAGAAAUGUGAAAAACUCAAAUUAUUGCCUCCCCUCAUACACUGCUUAUAAGAAUUAUGACUACUCAGAGCCAGGAAGGCACAAUGAACAGCCUGGCCUCUGUGGCCUAAGUAACUUGGGAAAUACAUGUUUCAUGAACUCGGCAAUUCAGUGUCUGAGCAACACCCCUCCACUCACAGAAUACUUCCUCAAUGAUAAGUAUCAAGAAGAGCUGAAUUUUGACAAUCCUUUAGGAAUGCGGGGUGAAAUUGCAAAAUCUUAUGCAGAACUCAUUAAACAGAUGUGGUCAGGAAAAUACAGUUAUGUCACUCCAAGAGCGUUUAAGACACAGGUAGGACGAUUCGCACCACAGUUUUCUGGAUAUCAGCAACAAGAUUGCCAAGAACUUCUAGCCUUUCUUCUUGACGGCCUACAUGAAGACUUGAAUCGUAUUAGGAAAAAGCCUUAUAUUCAAUUAAAAGAUGCUGAUGGUAGGCCUGAUAAGGUGGUUGCUGAAGAAGCUUGGGAGAACCAUUUGAAGAGAAACGAUUCCAUCAUUGUAGAUAUAUUCCACGGACUUUUUAAAUCAACCCUAGUUUGUCCAGAAUGUGCUAAGAUCUCUGUAACAUUUGACCCCUUUUGUUACUUGACUCUUCCACUACCCAUGAAAAAAGAACGCACUUUGGAAGUUUAUUUAGUUAGAAUGGAUCCGCUUGCCAAACCUAUGCAGUAUAAAGUAGUAGUUCCAAAAAUUGGAAAUAUACAGGAUCUCUGCACAGCAUUGUCAACUUUGUCUGGGGUGGCUGCAGAUAAGAUGAUAGUUACUGAUAUAUACAAUCAUAGGUUCCAUAGGAUAUUUGCAAUGGAUGAAAAUCUGAGUAGUAUUAUGGAGCGUGAUGACAUUUAUGUAUUUGAAAUUGGCAUCAACAGAACUGAAGAUACGGAGCAAAUUGUAAUUCCAGUUUGUUUAAGGGAGAAGUUUCGGCACAGCGGUUACAGCCACCACAGUGGUUCCACACAUUUUGGUCAGCCUUUCCUUAUAGCAGUGCCUAGAAACAAUACUGAAGAUAAGCUGUAUAAUCUUCUGCUUUUGAGAAUGUGCCGAUAUGUGAAAACUUCUACUGAAACAGAAGACACCGAAGCAUCCUUGCAGUGCUGCAAGGACAAUGGUAUCAAUGGUAAUGGCCCAAAUGGAAUUCAUGAAGAAGGAUCCCCAAGCGGUGCCGCUAUAUCCUCCAUCCCAGGUGAAAUGGAAACUGACGAACAAGAUGAUGAAUCCAGCCAGGAUCAGGAACUUCCUUCUGAAAAUGAGAACAGCCAGUCAGAAGACUCUGUUGGAGGGGACAAUGAUUCCGAGAAUGGAUUAUGCACAGAGGACUCCUGCAAGGAUCAACUUAUAGGGCACAAAAAGCGAUUGUUCACAUUCCAGUUUAAUAGUUUAGGCAAUACUGACAUCAAUUAUGUUAAGGAUGACACCAGGCAUAUUAGAUUUGAUGACAGGCAACUUAGGCUAGAUGAAAGAUCUUUCUUGGCUUUGGAUUGGGACCCCGAAUAUAAAAAGCGAUUCUUCGAUGAAAAUGCCGCUGAGGAUUUUGAAAAACAUGAGAGCGUGGAAUAUAGACCUCCCAAAAAGCCCUUUGUGAAAUUAAAAGAUUGCAUUGAAUUGUUCACAACAAAGGAAAAGCUAGGUGCUGAAGACCCAUGGUAUUGCCCAAAUUGUAAAGAACAUCAGCAAGCUACCAAAAAACUAGACUUGUGGUCGCUGCCACCAGUACUGGUAGUGCAUUUAAAACGUUUUUCUUACAGCAGAUACAUGAGAGAUAAGUUGGAUACUUUGGUUGACUUCCCUAUAACUGAUUUGGAUAUGUCGGAAUUCCUUAUUAAUCCAAAUGCUGGGCCUUGCCGCUAUAAUUUGAUUGCAGUUUCAAACCACUAUGGAGGAAUGGGUGGAGGGCAUUACACUGCUUUUGCAAAAAAUAAAGAUGAUGGGAAAUGGUACUACUUUGAUGACAGUAGCGUGUCCACUGCAUCUGAGGAACAAAUAGUGUCCAAAGCAGCAUAUGUGCUCUUCUACCAGAGACAGGACACAAUAAGUGGAACUGGCUUUUUUCCUCUUGACCGGGAAACUAAACAAGGUGCUUCUGCCGCCACAGGCAUCCCAUUAGAGAGUGAUGAAGACAGUAAUGAGAAUGACAAUGAUAUAGAGAAUGAAAAUUGUAUGCACACUAACUAAUGGAAGAUCUAGAAGCCAUACAGAGAAAAACUUUCUUGUGGGAGAUACCUACUAAAGCAUUGAAAUUACCCACCAAAUUAAAAAUAAAAUCUGAGAUGGGAAAUUUCAGAUGACAGAAUGUAAAUCCUUAUUACAUUUUAACUUGUGCAGUACUUGAAGUGAAACACAAUGAAAACGUUAACAGAAUUUGUCUCCUAUUACCUUUACAAUCUUGUAUUCACAAGCUAUAUACGUAUAGGAAAUCACAAAUAAACCCCUUUACAAUUUCUGCUGCAGUUUGGAUGAAUUAUGGAUUUUUUGUUUCGGAUGCGAGUUAUUAUCAACAAUUUGUGGAUUUGGUUUUUGUGUAACACCACAAGAAUAUUACUGCCAAGCCUUUAUUUUUGGAUAGGUGUGUCCAUAUACAUGUAACAAACUUCAAUUUGCCUAGUAUAUGUGACUAAUUAAUAAGUGCAGCAGUAUUCUUGCAACACCAAAUUUUCAAGUUUAUCCCUGAAAUAAACGUUGAUUAAAAAGCAACUUAAUCAUGAUAGAAAAUAACUUGGAAAAGGUGUUUUAACCUUUUGUGGUAUAAGUAAACUUCCAGAAUAUUAUGUUCAUCUUACUGCUGCUGUGGAACAGGUUCUGGAUUUCAUGCUGCAUUAAGGAAUUGAAUUUUUCAAUUAAAUGUAAGUAUCCCUCAUUGCUUGUUGGAUCUACUUUGUAAACAUAAUUCCUGUUACCUUGCUUAUAAGAUGUGCGUAAUUUUAAUCUGGUGUCAGUCCAAAAAUUUUAAUUGUGCUGUAAAAGUCCCCACCCCACCCCAUUUUUGGUAGUUUGGCAAUUUUGCAAACUACAUGCCGUGUAAUAGGGUCCGAUUUUUAAUAGUAUACUGUAUUCAUAGUAACGACUGUGCAUCAAGCUUAGAUGACUUUUCCAUAUAACUUGCCUUCAAAUUGUUAAUGGGCAACUGGUUUAAAGGUAGGUCUGUUAAUUUUCAUGUGCGUUCUUGGUGGAAUUCACCAUAGCCUUACAUCUUAUCUCAAAAAAGGUAACUUUAUUAUAGAAGAUUUGGCAUUUGCAUGUUCAAGAGUCAGAACCUGUACAGUAAGUAGAUAAAGCAUACAUACCUUGAAUUGGAUUUUAAUUAACUGUGUUCAAGAAGUCUGGGAUGCCAAAAAUAAGUGUAACAGUUUGAAACAUUUUUUUUUUAAUUUGCUGCUUUCCCUUUGAUAUAGUUGGAAGAAUGUAUUGUUGAUUCAUAUACAAUACUGCCUUUGACAGGAACUCCCUAAUUGUGGAGGCCCACUUCACAUAUCUACUACCUGAAGUCCCACCAUUGUUAAAAGCAAAAAGUAUGAUCUUCACUUGAACUAAUCAAAUACAAUAAGUUAUAAAUUGUGUAUUGUAAAUAAAGUUCACUCUGUGAGUGCACAUUUUGGUAAAUUAUUUAUUUAUGUUAGCAUUUAAAAGUUUAAAAUUGCAUUUGACCAGGAUAAAAAAAUUAGGUUUGUGGACAUGGCUUUGCUUUAUACUUUGAUAUUAAAAGCUGGUGUUUCAUCCUGGUAUUUUAAAGCUGCUUUCUGUUUUUUUAAAUGUAAGCUUAGCCUCCUGCAUGACAGAGGUUAAAAAAUUGUCUGCACUUGAGUUCACUUGGGUUUACAUUUGAAAUGCGCAUGUUUUAUUUAUAAAAAUUUCAAUAAAGCUAUUCAAGGCCUUA